Molecule: messenger RNA, 1099 nt
Organism: Anastrepha obliqua
Lineage: Eukaryota; Metazoa; Arthropoda; Insecta; Diptera; Tephritidae
Product: putative nuclease HARBI1
Exons: 6
Coding region: 71-1099 (342 amino acids)
Source: RefSeq, a predicted model, not a curated record
UUUUAAGUCACAAUAGAAUUUGAAGUGUCAAAAUAAACCGCAGAAAGUAACGAAAAUAUAAAAAGUUUAAAUGGAUCCGAGUAUUUUCUUUUAUUUAAGUUCCAGCGAUGAAGAAAAUAAUGAAAGAGUUGUGCGAAAACAACUUCGAGACAAAAGCAAUCCGCUAGCAUUAUCAAACAAUGCGUUUAUCCAAAGGUUUCGCUUAAGCAAAGAAGCAUUUAAUUAUGUUUUAAAUAACAUAAAUAUAAAUUGCCAAGACACAAAAGCUGUUCCGGCGGUGCUCCAACUGGCUGCGUGUCUCAGCCUACUCGCAAGUGGUGGCUAUCAGCAUGCAAUAGGCAAUGACUAUUUGAUAGGAAUGUGCCAGAGCACUGUCUCGAAAUUAACGGGCAAUGUUUUGGAAGAAAUUGAAGCCAAAUUGUGUCCUAAACAUAUUAAAUUUGAGCCAGAUGAUUCGAGAAGGUGCAAAGAGUGGUUUGUUGAGAACUAUCAAAUUCCAGGAGUGGUUGGAUGCAUUGAUGGCACCCACAUUGGACUACAAAAGCCCACGGUCAACGAGCAUAUGUAUUUCAACAGGAAGGGUUUUCAUAGCAUAAAUGCGAUGUUGAUUUGCGACCACACUACGAAAAUUCUCGCAAUAAACUGCCAAUAUGGGGGUGCAGCCCACGACUCAUUCAUAUGGAAGCAUUCAAACGAACGAAUGGUUAUGGAACAUCGUUUUUUGCACAAUAGGAGUGACAAUGCCUGGCUGCUAGGGGACUCUGGAUAUCCACUUGAGCCGUGGGGCAUAACACCGUACAGAAAUCCAUCGGACGGAUCAGGUGAAGCAAGCAGCGAAGCUUUAUUUGUUGUCCUUCUUCGUGGAGUUGGAACGACUAGACGAGAAGGCGUACAGGAAGCAGGGCAGUUGGAGGAGGAACGACUUAGAACACUCCUGCUUGAGGCCGAAGCACUUGAUGCUGGUCUUGAAGCAACUGCGACUGGUGCAGGUUGUGAACUACCGUAUGUUUGCACCAUGCGGUUUCCUGAAACAGAUGCUUCAAGACCAGCAGCUUCAACUAUUAGCUCCUCAGCUGGAGUUAAAGCCCUCUGCUGGUAA